Molecule: messenger RNA, 1122 nt
Organism: Vitis riparia (riverbank grape)
Lineage: Eukaryota; Viridiplantae; Streptophyta; Magnoliopsida; Vitales; Vitaceae
Product: protein PARTING DANCERS homolog
Exons: 8
Coding region: 204-950 (248 amino acids)
Biological process (GO): resolution of meiotic recombination intermediates
Source: RefSeq, a predicted model, not a curated record
UCCUUUUCAAUGUGGAAAAUUAUUUUUCCACGUGGCAAAAUUAAGUGUCCAACAUGGCAAUAAGGGUAUGGAUGAAAACAAAAAACAGAAGAAGUGGGUCAUUUGGGAAAUAAACAGAAAUUUGGAUCCCCAUUUAUUGCGAUUAUUCGAAAUUUUGAAUUCCAAUUCAUUUUCAUUUCUCGUCUCAUAAUCUCAUUGCGAAAAUGGCGAAUUUCAAAGCAAGUUGCAGAGAUCCAACGGCUCAGAAUCCUCCAAAUGUCUCGAGCUCAGGAAGUGGUGGGGUUUGUAUGAUGAGGAACACAUGGAGAGAUGAACAGCACCCAUCAUUCAUCAACUUCAUCUCCUCCUUCCUCAAAGCAAAUUCUUUCCGUCUUAACUUCGUCCCAAUUGCCCCUGAUUUCAUUUUCAACUGUGGUGGUUUAUCAGUGGCCUUUGUUUUCGUGACAAACUGGGACUGUAACAACUACUUGCCAACCUUUAGCAGGGUAAAGAAACUAAAGGAGCAAUUUGCACAUCUCUACAUUGUCGUCACGCUUCCAACCAGGGAGCAAAAUGAUUCUUUUGUGCACUCUUACUUCAAGCUUGGAAUGGAGCUUGGAAGGCCUACAUUUGUGCCAGUUCAAGACAUAGAGAUGGGCUUUGAGAAGAUUGUGAAGAUAGCUCAUGCCCGUGGGGUAUGUAAGAGGCAGGAUGUGAUAUCCAAAUUGAGGGCUGAGAGGAAGCGAUCAGUGCAAGGAAUGGACGUAUUCCUAAGAGUAAUCACUUCCAUACCUGGAAUUGACAACCAUGAUGCAAAUUCGCUUAAUCAAGCCAUUGGUUCGGUCGAAGCAAUUGCCAAAGCAUCAAAGGAUUAUAUUUUGGAGAACACGGACCUUUCAUCUGACAAGGCGGAGACGAUUACAAGGUUUUUCAGAGAUCCAAAGUUUUAUCUCAGUCCAAAAAUCAAUUGAUAGGAGAAAGAACAAGGCAGAUGAGAAUUCAAAUGAGUAGUGACAGUCUUGAGAAGGUCUCUUCAGCUCAAAUUGUAAGUUUGUUGAAUCCCUCUCCCUUGAAUACACCUACAUUUCUCUUAGUAGUGAUAUGAUACCAGUUACUUGAAAUUCUAUAUGAUGAUUUCUCCAA